Messenger RNA from Suillus bovinus, 1504 nucleotides. RefSeq names its product beta-tubulin. Lineage: Eukaryota; Fungi; Basidiomycota; Agaricomycetes; Boletales; Suillaceae. Gene Ontology annotation, biological process: mitotic cell cycle; microtubule cytoskeleton organization. The coding region runs from base 164 to 1504 and encodes 446 amino acids. Gene Ontology annotation, molecular function: structural constituent of cytoskeleton; GTPase activity; GTP binding. The transcript has 9 exons. Gene Ontology annotation, cellular component: microtubule; cytoplasm. The record is from RefSeq and is a predicted model, not a curated record.
GACUUUUUGCCCUAAUCCCUAAUGUACGUGUCUAUAUACUUUCUGUAUCUUUCAGUUUAUUGGGUUCGCGUCUGUUCGUGCUUGGGCGCGUCUGUCGCGAUCUUCGCGUUUUCUGAAUCAACCAAUCUCGUGUUUAUUCAUCGCUAACUUGUCAUGUUUCAGCAUGCGUGAAAUCGUCCACAUCCAGACCGGCCAGUGCGGUAACCAAAUUGGUGCUAAGUUCUGGGAGGUGGUUUCUGAUGAGCAUGGUAUUGAGCGGGACGGUCUCUACAAGGGAACCAAUGAUAUGCAACUUGAGCGUAUCUCGGUUUACUACAAUGAAAUCGGGUCAAACAAAUACGUUCCUCGUGCAGUCUUGGUUGAUCUUGAGCCAGGAACCAUGGACUCCGUCCGCUCGGGGCCUCUAGGUGGUCUUUUCCGACCCGACAACUUCAUCUUUGGACAGAGCGGUGCUGGUAAUAACUGGGCCAAAGGACACUACACGGAGGGUGCGGAGUUGGUUGACUCUGUUCUUGACGUCGUCCGUAAGGAAGCUGAGGGCACUGAUUGCCUACAGGGUUUCCAGAUCACCCACUCACUCGGUGGUGGAACUGGUGCUGGUAUGGGAACGCUCUUGAUGUCCAAGAUCAGAGAAGAGUACCCCGAUCGGAUGAUGUGCACGUACUCUGUCGUGCCAAGUCCUGCUGUCUCGGACACGGUUGUUGAGCCUUAUAAUGCAACGCUCUCUGUUCACCAACUUGUAGAGAACUCAGACGAGACCUUCUGCAUCGAUAACGAGGCCCUUUACGACAUCUGCUUUAGAACGCUCAAGCUCUCUACGCCUACUUAUGGUGACCUGAAUCACUUGGUUUCCUUUGUCAUGUCUGGUAUCACUACUUGCUUGCGUUUCCCUGGUCAACUCAACUCUGACCUGCGUAAACUUGCUGUGAACAUGGUUCCUUUCCCUCGUCUUCACUUCUUCAUGACCGGAUUCGCUCCAUUGACCGCUCGUGGCAGUCAGCAAUACCGCGCUGUCACCGUCCCUGAGCUUACUCAACAAAUGUUCGAUGCAAAGAACAUGAUGGCUGCGUCAGACCCAAGACAUGGUCGCUACCUCACCGUUGCCGCUGUGUUCCGCGGUAAGGUCUCGAUGAAGGAGGUCGAGGAACAGAUGCAAAACGUUCAGAACAAGAACUCGGCAUAUUUCGUGGAGUGGAUUCCUAACAAUGUGCUUUCUGCACAGUGUGACAUCCCUCCCCGCGGAGUUAAGAUGGCGGUUACCUUCUUGGGCAACUCGACAGCUAUCCAAGAACUGUUCAAGCGUGUCAGUGACCACUUUACUGCUAUGUUCAAGCGCAAGGCCUUCUUGCAUUGGUACACACAAGAGGGUAUGGACGAAAUGGAGUUCACCGAGGCCGAGUCGAACAUGCAGGACUUGAUCGCUGAAUACCAACAAUACCAAGACGCAACGGUCGAGGAAGAGGCCGAGUACGAGGAGGAGGUUCCAGCUGAUGAGGAAUCGUAG